GAGAGAGAGAGAGAGAGAGAGAGAGCUGUUUACAUUGUGAACCAGACCUCUGAUUUAUCGUCAUCCAGCUCAACCACCGGGACAACAGCUGUCUCGCUUCAUAGUCACUUUUUGUUCGCGGAACCGUGAUCAGUUUCAGCUUUUACGCACAGUCAUGAUUUUGACGCACAGGUGAACUUCUGUCGCCUCAUCGCGCCUCGACCACAACUCCACAAGGAAAGAAAAAAAAAAAAAGAAAGUAUCGAAGCCAUCUCGUCUUAUUUCUCCUCUUCGUUCUUCUGUCUCGACUGCUCGGAGGUGAACCAGUGACCAGAGCCAUGUCCAGGAAGAAGGCAGUGAAAGGCAAAGGGAGCUCCAAGAGCCCCAAGGCGUCGCCGAGCAGCGGCAGAGACGGCGGGAGGACGGGGAAAGGUCUGGCCGCCGCUGCCGCUCCGUCCUCCGGACUGGUUUACCCCAGCAGACCCUCCAUCAGCAACAGUGGAGAGUUUUAUGACAUCGCCUUCAAGGUGAUGCUGGUGGGGGAUUCAGGUGUGGGGAAGACUUGUCUGCUGGUUCGCUUCAAAGACGGAGCCUUUCUAGCCGGAAGCUUCAUCUCUACUGUGGGUAUCGACUUCAGGAAUAAAGUUAUGAGCAUUGACGCAGUAAAGGUCAAACUGCAGAUUUGGGACACUGCUGGUCAGGAGCGUUUCCGGAGCGUCACACAUGCUUACUACCGCGACGCUCACGCUCUUCUCCUCCUCUAUGACGUCACCAACAAAGCAUCCUUCGACAACAUCCGGGCGUGGUUGACAGAGAUCCACGAGUACGCUCAGCAGGACGUGGUCGUCAUGCUGCUGGGUAACAAGGCCGACUCCACACAUGACAGGGCGGUGAAGCGAGAGGAGGGAGAGAAACUGGCCAAGGAGUUUGGAGUGCCCUUCAUGGAGACGAGCGCUAAAUCUGGACUGAACGUGGAGCUGGCCUUCACCGCCGUGGCCAAAGAGCUGAAGCACAGGACCAUGAAGGAGCCUGACGAGCCAAAGUUUCAGCUGCAGGAAUACGUCGACCAAGAAAUGAGGACGGCCGGCUGCUGCCGCUCGUAGACCGCAUCCCUAUUUGUGUGUGUGUGUAUGCGCGUAUGUGUGUGUGUGUGUGUGUGAGAGAGAGAGAGAGAGGGAGAGAACCGGUACAUUCUGUAUGUAAUAAAAUCUGAGAUGGUGUGUCUGGGAAUAAUCAUGAAAUUCUCAGUGUUUGUAAUAUUUCUAUUAGUGGUGGAUAUCUCUCCCAGCCCACCUUUCCUCUGCAACUGUGAAUGUAAAAUAAAUAAUUCCUACUACCUACAUGCUGACACACACACACACACACACACACACACACACACACACACACACACACACACACACACAGUUUGUCCAUCCACUUCAUAGCCUGUUUAAUGCAUUCUGUGCAGUUUUUCAGUGUGAUGUACAUAUUUUAAAUGUAAGUUUAAUUUUGUGCUCUGAAAAUCUUUGUAGUUUAUAAAUGCCCGUCUUGUUGAAACUAAAGUAUAUGGACAAAAAAAUAUGUUGAAUAUUAAAUCAAUAUCAUAGAUCUUAUUGACACGUUUCUAUGGAUACACUAAUGCACCUGAUGUAAGCUGUCAAACGGCACUGUGUGCUGUUUGUAUGUACAGGAUAAAAUAUCAUUACCGUUUUUAAUACUGGCACUUGUGAUCAUGACUGUCAUCGUGCUGACGUGUCUGUGACUUAUGAUUUGGGGUCUUGACAUUUUGUACACAGAUUGUUCAGUUCAAGAGUUCAAAGUUGCUGUGUGAAGCGUUUAACGCCAUUAAAUCUCUCUCAGUAAUUAUCACAUUCAAUGUAAUUAACAGCAUCGUCAAUAAAAGCCCGUAGGUGUCCACUGACCUCGACUGUGCUCGGGGACGAUGCAGUUGUGUUGCGUUAUGGCAAAUAACAGGAAGAGGGCGCUGCUUCGUUGAAAUCUGCUCUAAACCUGCACAAAAAAAACAAGUUGGACAUUGAGUUUGGAAGCUACAGAAUCAUUCGUUUGACAAGAAAUGAAUCAAUUAAUUAACCAAUUAAUAAUAAAAAUAAAAAAAAAACCUUCACUCAUGGGCUUCUUACCAGCCUUUUCUGGAUCUUGCUAUCACAUCUCAUGGUCUUCAUCAGUGGAUGAUCUGCUGAUCAGGGCCGAAUCAACUCCAUCAGCUUUAAGAUUUAACAAGAUUAAUUAUUUUAGUAUUCAGUGGGUCAACUCCAUGCACUAAGCAAAUUCUAUCUGCAGAUGAAGACCAUGAGAAGUGGUGGAAAGCUCAAGGUAAAGCUAGUAAGUGGACAUUGAGUUUAGAUUUUUUUGUUUAGUGAGAGGUUAUAGAUUAUUUCCCACAUUUUGUAUCACAGUGAAUUUUAAAGUAUCUGAUAUAUAGUGUAAAUAUUUCGAACCGCUGCGCCGGACAUCUUGUUUUGCCAUGUUUUAUUUCAGCGCAUAAGAUUGUUCAAAACAACAGAAAAUGAACCGUAGUGUGAAAGCCAACGUGAGGACAGCAGAUAUUCAAAGUACAAUUCUUGUAGUUUCCAACGGAGAGACACAAAAUAUUUGAAAACGCAACCAGGAAGUGAAGAGUUGAGAGAUUCGUUCAACCUGGAGGAUGCUUGGGUUGCACCCAUUGGUUGGUUUUAGACUUCCUGUCAUUGAUCUUUUGCUGGACUAAUGUUGCACUGUGGAUCCGGGCCCCCGAGGGGAGGGUGGAGGGAAAGGUAAUUGGAAAGUCGGUAGCAGGUGGAGUGAUGCUGCUAUUGUGUGCUGGGUUCAAAGAGGAGUUGUCCAACAGUGUGACAAUGCAAAGCUUUUCAGCAGCUGCUUUGAAUCAAUAACUUGUCACAGGCUUUUUCUUUUUUUCCCACAGAUUCUACCCAGUGGUAGGAAAACCUCUAUGUCAGAUGUUUUUAUUGAAAAUUGUUCCUGCUAUAAUGUUAAAAACACACAACAUUUUAUUUGGAAAUACUGUAAAUAAAGAUUCAGAAAACUUACAUUCGUUCAGAAAUAAAUCAGAUGUUGUUAAUUUAUUGUUAACUUGUAAUCUGUUCUGUAUCUUAACUGAGAUGAUUUGUAUCGUAUCAAUCUGACGUAUUUGCAUUAAAGAAUCCCUCAAUAA
Messenger RNA from Seriola aureovittata, 3133 nucleotides. Its product is annotated as ras-related protein Rab-26. Bases 318 to 1082 code for a protein of 254 amino acids. Gene Ontology annotation, cellular component: Golgi apparatus; endosome. Gene Ontology annotation, molecular function: GTPase activity; GTP binding. The transcript is spliced from 9 exons. The record is from RefSeq and is a predicted model, not a curated record. Lineage: Eukaryota; Metazoa; Chordata; Actinopteri; Carangiformes; Carangidae.